CCCGCGGGCAACAGCCACUAAUAAAUUAAUUGAUAAAUCUCCUUCUUUAAAUUCUAAUAAUACUCGCAAUUGAUGAUUCCCAAGCCCUAUUUUAUAACCUCACUUCAAUAUAGUCCUUAAACAUUUGGGACCACUGACUUGCCUUACAUAUAUUUAUAAACAUUAUUAUCAAAGUAUAAAGUUCGAUUGUAAUAGCACUUUCGCAUUGACGUAAGAUCGUAAACAAUAUAAAAUAAAUACUGUAAUUAAUUACUUCCAAUCUGUUUCUUUUACGACAGGAAAACACCUUAUUAAUACAGAGAAUUAAAGGUUUUUGAACUCUGUACUAAUUGCUAAUGUGUCACGAUGUUCCAUCGUCAAGAUUAGCCCAUGUUGUGUAUUAUAUACUACACAAAGUCAACGAGUAGCUAGGUAAGAAACUUUAUUUAUCUACAGCAUUGGCAAUUUACAGUAAAUUAAAUUUAAAAAAUACAAUAAACACAAUAAAAAGCAAAAAAAUAUAUAUAUUCUGUUACUCAGCAUAUUCUAAAUAUAGCAAGCAUUCUAACAUUCUCUCCCAUUCAUCAGCAAACAGAUCCAAUCCUGGGUUGUUCUCUACGAACGCGUGGAGCUGGAGAGCACUUACAAUAUGCGCGCUAAGUGGAAGGUGAAUCGGGUUAUUGUGUUGAACUGAGAUGAAGUUGGUUAAAAACUAAAUUCGCACUUUUUUGCACUUGAAUCAGAGGGGCGCCCACAUAAGAUGAAUAAAUUUCUUGCCAACGUUGUCUCAAAAUAUUGUAAGUAGCCAGAUACAUAGACGUGAAAAUGUGAACACUACAUUAAUAGCACCUUUUAAUGAAUUAGCGAAAUAUACAUAGAUAAACGAAGUAAAGUAAUUAAUUCGUAUAUUUUAUUUUGUCUCGCAAACAUGUAUUGAUCGAAUUACAGUGUAACACGUGACGUCACUUCUGUGCAUCAUUUUUGAGAAGUCUUUGCGUCACAAGCGUUUCUUCUAUACUUUAAAGCAGUUUAUCUUCGUCAAUAUUGAUCGUUGAGAUGAGGGCAAAGAAAACCCAUAGUGCUGAAGUAUCUUGCAGCAUGGUUACAGACACCAUUUGUAAACAAAUGACGUAUCAUCACCACACUACGAGCAUACAAUGUUACUACUCAUAAACACACACACAGUUACAACUAGACACGGUUUACAUGAGCACGCGUAUUACAUCUCACACAGAGACACUUGUCUAGCAACAUUGCAUAAGUAUGAGGUAUUCUUAAACAUGUCUGUAUUUCAUAUUAUGAUGAUUAUCAUGUUGGUAACUAUAUCAUCGGGUUUGUUGUGAUUUAGUCUUAUAACAAGAGCACUAAAAAACAGUGAAGGGUGAGAAAGUGAGGUGGUGACAUUUAUAUUGCUGAAUUUCAUAAAGUGUUACUUGGUAAACCAUUAAACUAAUAUAAAAAACAAGUAUUUUUAUAAGGCGUCAUAAAUAUCGUUUUACGUUUUAAAACAAAUAACAAUUAAAACAAAACCCCAGUGCAAAACAAUUUGCGCAUGUACAUUUUCACAAAAGAUAAGUUGGACACGGGUGAUUUUUUUAAACAAUAUCAAUGUUAUCGUGUGACGUGGUGACCCCAUCUCCGGGGUCAGACGAGUACACUUAGUAUAUUAUUGAUGGUCCCGUGUCUCGCAGCCAGUCUGUAUCGUAAACUUAUCAACAUGCACGUCGCCACUACACUUAUCCUGGUAGUUUUGGCCACCUCCGCCGCGUCGGAGUCAUGGUCUCUAGUACCGACGUUCAAGAGCUUCUUUCAAGAACAAAGUGAUAAUAUGAAGACCUUCGUCACCACGAGUUACAACGACGCAGUCAAAAUGAAGGAUUCCGUUGACAAUUAUGUUGAAGAGCAACAACAGGUGAUCAGCGAUCACUUUCACGAUUACAUCGAAGAUAUAAAACAGAAAGGAAGAGAUGCUGCUGACCCAUAUUUCCCAGGUGAUGCUGAUGCGCUACUCGACAACCCGGAUGUCGUGUUGUCAGUUCCCGGGAUAAUCACAAGGAAUGGAUAUAUUUGCGAGACCCACACCGUCGUAUCUCAAGGAUACGUACUCAACGUACAUCGGAUUCCUCGCGCGAAAAACAGCAGAAACGUGUCGUCAAAAACUGUUCUUCUCCAACAUGGAUUGUUCGCAAGCUCUGCUGACUGGAUUAUGAAUGGUCCGGGGAAGGGACUGGCUUAUGUCCUAGCUGACGCUGGCUAUGAUGUGUGGAUGACUAACAUACGAGGUAACAGGUAUUCAAAAUAUCACACGACGUACAAAACUGACUCCAAAGCCUAUUGGAACUUCUCCUGGCAUGAUGUAGCAAUGUAUGACGUCCCGAAGAUCAUUGACUAUAUACUAUCAAUGAAAGGUGCAAAUACUAAGAUUGCCUAUAUAGGACACUCAAUGGGUACUACCAUACUUUUCGCUAUGUUGGCUGUCAGACCUGAGUACAAUAAAAUUCUAACGGCGGGACUAGCCUUAGCGCCUGUAGUUUAUCUGUCGGACAUGAAAUCUCCGUUAAGGUCCAUGGCACCGAUCGCCAACAACUUGGCAUAUCUGGAUAUGCUGCAAGGUAACUACGAGUUCAUACCCAAAAACUCAGCAUUAGGAAAGAUCUCAAGUACUUGCAAUGGAGACAACAUGGAUUCUCUGAUCUGCAAGAAUGUAGUCUUCUAUUUAUGCGGUUUUAACGAGCGCCAGUUUAAUAAGACUCUGUUGCCCGUGUUUCUGGCACAUCUGGGCACGGGUACAUCUUGGAAGACAGCGGUACACUUUUCACAAGAAAUACUCUCCGGUAAAUUCCAACAGUUCGAUUAUGGAUAUUUGAAGAAUAAGAAAAUUUAUGGAACCGCUUCGCCCCCGGAGUACGAUCUGAGUAAAGUUACUCUUCCUAUCAAGUUAUUCUGGUCCAAAAAUGAUUUGCUGUCAAGUGAAAGAGACGUGCAGAGACUUUAUGAGGAGUUACCUUCCAAACCUGACAUGUUUUUGGUGCCAGACGAGAUGUUCAAUCAUUUGGACUACCUGUGGGCUAUCGACGCCCCAAGGUUACUGAAUAAUGAAGUAGUAGACUCUGUGAACAAGUACAUGAACACCUUCUGGUUCAACAUCAAGUGAAGCGGACUCUUAGGAUAACUGAAGCUGGUUAUUACCAAAUAUAUUGAUCUCCUCAAAAUUCUACCUGCAUAGGUGCAAUGUGCAUUUCAAACACGGAACAAGUGACAAUGUUACUUGGUUAAAAAAGAAUUUGAAUGUAAACAGUUGUCAAAAACUCGUUGAUUUGACACAUUCUAUACGAAGGACAGAUUACAUUUUUUAAAUGGAGCAAUAACCGACUAUCUGUAUUGGUUGUUUCUAGCCAAAAUAACAACUUGCCAAAGUAGGUAAAAACAGAAACGGAUAAAGGAAGCUAACAUAAUCAACAUAACAAAUCAUGAGAAUGUCGGCGGGCUUCCGAAAUGGUCUUGAACGAGAAUAUUUAAGAGUAAGGAAUGAUGUAAGAAAGAAUUAUAUGGAUCUUACAAGCAGAUGGAGGCGAUAAAAAAAAAUAUGCCAACAAUAUGAAUACUAUUCACGGGAAGUUAUACGAAUCAAUUCGUUUAGUUCCGACGUAGUAGGCAAAGCUGGGAGGGCCCUGAUCCAUUGGGGUCAGAAAAACAAGGGUUCUAGGUACUUCCGGUAAACGAUGUAUUGAUAAGACUGUGAUAUUUUUAGAUUAAUAUACUAAUGUAUAAUUUUCUCGAAACUCGCCUUGACCCUAUUUAUACCGAUUAGAUUAAGUUCAGCGUCAUCAGAUGUAUUCUGAGAAAGAUAUUGUGUCUCGGAAUUGUUAUUAUGUAAUAAAUGAUUUUCAUAUGGA
Molecule: messenger RNA, 3875 nt
Organism: Trichoplusia ni (cabbage looper)
Lineage: Eukaryota; Metazoa; Arthropoda; Insecta; Lepidoptera; Noctuidae
Product: lipase 3-like
Exons: 1
Coding region: 1652-3133 (493 amino acids)
Source: RefSeq, a predicted model, not a curated record